GAGCUGCUCUGACAAAAACAAGGGCUGGGACUCCGGUGAGAGGAGCAGUGUGUCUGAUGCACAUUCAGCACAGGCUCUUCAUCCAUUUUUGACAUUUUAUAUAUAUAUUUUUUUUAAUUUUUAAUUUUUUUUUUUUCAAGAGAAAGCGACAUUAGCGCACCAUGUCGGUUAAUUCAGCCCGUCAGCUCUGCAAAAUCGUUCUCUCCUUGCACGUUGUUUUCUUCUGCGUGGCGACGGUGGAAAGCAGUGCAUCAAAUGGAAGUCCAAAAGACUGCAUAAGAUCCAAUGGUGUGGAGUACAGAGGGGAACAAGAGAGCUCCUCUUCAGGCCUGAGCUGUCUGAACUGGACCAACUCUUCUAGAGACUAUGAUGUUAAAACCCAUCCCGAUUCACAGACAGGUGUCGGAGAUCACAAUUACUGCAGAAACCCAGAUUCCUCUGAGAGGCCUUGGUGCUACAUUGCUGGCCCAGAUGGGAUGGUCCAGAGACAGUUCUGUGCAAUUGACACUUGCAAAGAACAAGCCUCUACUGUGCCAUCAGAGGCAGAAUCCCUCGACCCACCAGGAACCACUCCCUCCACAGAGAGCUUUCAGCCAGCCAAGUCAGGAGCUUCUCAGGGAGAAGUUGCUGCAGUGCAGCCGGUGAUGGGAAUCAGCCAACGAGUGCGCACAGGACCAAAAAAGAAAAAGGACCUUGGCACACUCGGCUUCGUCCUUGGCAUUCUCAUGAUGUCGAUUAUAAUCAUUCUUGGAGUAGGCAUCACAUUUGGCUACUUCUACAAGAGGGGUCGUGACUUGAAGAAGCAGCAUGAGCAGCGAGUGUAUGAGCGUGAGAUGCAGAGGAUCACCCUGCCCCUGUCAGCUUUCUCUAACCCCACCUGUGAGCUCGUGGAUGAGAACACCAUUGAAAUCACUGCAGACCAUGAGACGACCCCAGUCCAGGAGGGCAUGGAGGGUGGGGACCCCCUCAUGGGCCAACAAGCUGUUACCCCUGGAGCAUGAGUAGGCGUGUAGUCCUUAAACAGGACUCUGAUAUUGUGGACCAAAACACUCCCAUCUCCCUGUUUCUCCUUUUCGCCUCCCUGAGUGACCUCUGUUUUUUAAAAAGGAGAAGGGGAGCAGUGCUCAUUCCAAAGACUUGAACUGAAUGCUGUGUCCUUUGUGUCCCAUCUCCGUUGGGUUUUAUGCAUCUGAGGCACGAAAAAAAGGUGUGCUGACACACAGUGGGUGCAGUCUUAACAACUAGAAACCAUUAAGGUGAAUCUGUUGUUAGUGAAAAAAUUUCACAAGGUUUUUAAUAUUCACAUUUGAUUCAUUUGAUGGCCAACAAAAUAAGGUCACGGGCUGCCCCCUUAAAUAGCAGUAUGGCUAUCUAGUAUAAUAUCUAGUCAAAUGGACGCUGUCGAAUAAGUGUUUAUAAUGGUGUCCGAUGAGACCAAUUCAUUGUAAAGAGAUGGUGUUUGGGGAAUUUUCAUAACUUUUUGUUUAUUAGAAUCUUUCCAUGUAGAGAAGGUGCUCUUAACAGGAGUUGUGGUUACAUGAUGAAUACAUGGAUGAUUUCCAUUAAUACUGACUCACUGGCUGUGCCGAGGGAGACGUGGACAAAAAAAUGUCUAAAGACUAGUUUGUCUUGGAGACGCACUGGUGACACGGAUGUGAGUGUCUAAAAAUAGUCAUCCUCCUCUGAGAUAGGAUGAGGGAAUGUGAAGUAAAACAGGCCCAUUAACGACAAGGGAAGGCCUCCAACUCAGAAAUUGCCUUAGCGUUACACUUCUGAAUGUAUUUAUCUUUUCCCAGAUUAUGUUUUUUUUUUUCCUCUUUGUACUUGACUGACAUGUGGUUACAAAGCAUGAUAAUGGUCAUUGGCAGACAUGAAAGAGGACUUGCCCUUUUCUUCCACAGGUUAAGGAGUGACAGGAAAUACACUGAGUGCUCUCAGGAAGCAUGAGAGACAGUAGUUAGUCCUCAGGACAAAAUAGCACUGCCACAACACAGAACAGAUGGGAUUAGGAAAAAAAAAAUCUGAAAUCUUGCCUCUGCAAAGCAAGACAACGUGUGUGUGUUGAAGUGCUUAAGAAGCCUGGUGCCUAGAUUAGAUUCAGACAUUUGAGUUAUGCACUUGAUGCUUCAGGGUAGAGACAGGAGUGGAGUAGAAUAGAAACAGUCCAAAGUUUGGUGGUGUUCAUUCAAAAACAUGAAUGCAUGUACAUGGUUACCUGCUGUAUGUUUGUAUUCAGGGGCCACUUUUUGCAUCUUAAUAAGUAGAACUACUCAUUGAAGAAGACAUUUAGAAAAUACCUGCCUGAAAACAGAAAUCAUCGUACAAAGGAGAUUUUAGUUUGUUGAUGCACAUGAUGCUUCCAAGUAUAUUGCCAGUUUGAUUAUUAAUCAUCACUCCUGAUGAUCUUGUUUUGUGAUUAUUGCUGGAUCCACAUCACUGGUAAUCUUUGGUUACUGCUGCUCCAUUAUUUUAAGUAUCUGUUUGCUGGCUGUGGUUAUUUUCUUCGUCAUAUAAGCGAUGUGUUCACAAUACUGUUGUUCAGCGUUUGAAUUUAGUACUUGUAUUUGUAUGAAUGCAGAUUUUCACUGCUGAGACUGAAAUAAAACAUCAAACACA
This is a messenger RNA of Toxotes jaculatrix (banded archerfish), 2616 nucleotides long. RefSeq names its product phosphoinositide-3-kinase interacting protein 1 (gene pik3ip1). The transcript has 6 exons. The record is from RefSeq and is a predicted model, not a curated record. Bases 162 to 1001 code for a protein of 279 amino acids. NCBI's taxonomy places the organism in Eukaryota, Metazoa, Chordata, Actinopteri, Toxotidae. Gene Ontology annotation, molecular function: signaling receptor binding; endopeptidase activity.